Messenger RNA from Fonsecaea nubica, 987 nucleotides. RefSeq lists its product as hypothetical. The transcript has 3 exons. Gene Ontology annotation, molecular function: aldose reductase (NADPH) activity. Bases 1 to 987 code for a protein of 328 amino acids. The record is from RefSeq and is a predicted model, not a curated record. Gene Ontology annotation, cellular component: cytosol. Lineage: Eukaryota; Fungi; Ascomycota; Eurotiomycetes; Chaetothyriales; Herpotrichiellaceae.
AUGGCUCCGGAUGCCGUCACCCUAGCCUCGGGCCACCAAAUGCCCCUGGUCGGCUUUGGCUUGUGGAAAGUGCCAGCCGACAAGGCUGCCGAUACUGUGUACAACGCCAUCAAAGUUGGAUAUCGACUUUUCGAUGGUGCAUAUGAUUAUCAGAACGAAAAGGAGGCUGGCGAAGGAAUUCGUCGCGCCAUCAGCGAAGGUCUCGUUCGACGCGAGGACAUAUUCGUGACGACCAAGCUCUGGAACAACUACCACCAGAGAGAUCAUGCACUAGCCAUGGCCAAGGCACAGAACGAAGCGUGGGGCCUUGGAUAUAUCGAUCUAUAUCUGAUUCAUUUCCCGGUUGCGCUCAAGUAUAUUGAGCCUGAGAAGCUGAGAUAUCCUGGUUGGUGGAUGGAUCCCGAACACAAGGUGAUCGAAACUGCCAAAGUGCCAGUCCAGGAAACCUGGCAAGCAUUAGAAGAAGUCGUCGACCAGGGCAUCGCCCGGUCCAUUGGAAUCUCCAACGCACAGGCCCAACUCCUCUACGAUAUCCAAACAUACGCACGCCACCCGAUCUCUUCGCUCCAGAUCGAACACCACCCAUACCUCGUCCAGCGGGAACUCGUGGAGCUCGCCCAGGAGGAGAAGAUCGUCAUCACAGCAUACUCGUCAUUCGGACCGCAGAGUUUCCUGGAACUCCCUCCGGCAUUCCGGGCGCGGGCCAAGGACACGCCGCUCCUCUUCGACGCCGAGGUGGUCAAGAAGGCCGCCGACCGGGUAAGCAAGACGCCGGCACAGGUCCUGCUACGAUGGGCAACGCAGCGGAACAUUGCCGUCAUCCCCAAGUCGAAUAACGUGGACCGGCUGCAACAGAACUUGGACGUGGGAGCUGGGAGCUUCGACUUGACCGGGGAGGAGAUCGAGGCGAUUAGUGCGCUGGACCGCGGCUUGAGGUUCAAUGAUCCGGGCUUUUACCUGCACAAGCCAUUGCGCAUUUUCGCAUAA